Messenger RNA from Perognathus longimembris pacificus (Pacific pocket mouse), 5310 nucleotides. RefSeq lists its product as uncharacterized. Gene Ontology annotation, biological process: DNA integration; proteolysis; virion assembly. Gene Ontology annotation, molecular function: aspartic-type endopeptidase activity; zinc ion binding; RNA-DNA hybrid ribonuclease activity. The record is from RefSeq and is a predicted model, not a curated record. Lineage: Eukaryota; Metazoa; Chordata; Mammalia; Rodentia; Heteromyidae.
UGGCCAGCGAUCGCAUUUGUCUGUGUCUCUGUUUUUGGUGUUUUGCGCUUGCGUUUGCUUUGUUCUUGUACUAGUUAGCUAGCUAGAUUUGUAUUGGGCGGCUCCGUGGAGGAGUUGACGAACUCGUACUCCCGACCGCAGCCCUGGGAGACGUCCCAGUGGUCUUUGAAGGCCACCCUGGCCCAUUUGUCCUCCGUAGCUUGGAAGAGAGUCAGUCCCUUUGGGGCUGCCCCGCUGACCGAGGGCUACGUGAUUUGUGUAGGAGACGAGAGAUCCGGACUCUCACGAACCCAGUCUCCAUUAGAACUUUCCCUUUCGGUUUUCAGCCGAAGCCGCGCUGCGAAAAUCUGUUUCAGUUUUGUCUCCACAGUUUUUGUCUUGUCUGUCCUAGGACUCUGUGUUUUUGAAGUAAUGGGUCAGUCUGUUACCACUCCUUUAAGUUUGACUUUACAGCACUGGUCAGAGGUUCGGAAGAUCGCCAACAACCUCUCCCUCGAGAUCCACAAGCGACCUUGGAUCACUUUUUGUUCCUCAGAAUGGCCCACUUUCGGGGUAGGCUGGCCAAAAGAUGGGUCCUUUAAUGCUAAUCUUAUUUUACAGGUCAAGGCAAAGAUAAUGGUUCCCGGCCCGCACGGGCAUCCAGACCAGGUCCCCUACAUCCUUACCUGGGAAGCUUUGACUGCUGAACCCCCGCUAUGGGCUAAGCCCUUUAUUUUGUUUCCUCCAUCACACCCUCCUCCUACACCCUCUGCUCCCCCUUCCCAAUCCUCCCUUUACCCUGUUGUUACUAAACCUCCUCUGACACUAAAGGACCCUAAGGCAAAUGCCCCCCAGGUUCUACCCCCUGGAAACGACCUCCUCCUGGAUUUGCUGGCCGAAGACUCCCGGUUGCCUCAGCCCCCACCCUACCCUGCCGAGACCGGCCCUAGGGAAAGCGGGCAGCAGCCAGAUCCUUCCCCUAUCGCCACUAGAACAAGGGUAAGAAGGGAAGGUAAUCUACCCCCUGCAGACUCUACUGCCCAGGCAUUUCCCCUACGGACGGGGGCUGCCGGACAACUUCAGUAUUGGCCUUUCUCAGCCUCAGACUUGUAUAACUGGAAAAACAAUAACCCUCCUUUCUCAAAGGAUCCCGCUAUGUUAACUGCCUUAAUUGAGUCCAUACUUGUUACUCAUCAGCCCACCUGGGAUGAUUGCCAACAGUUGUUGCAGGUUCUUCUGACUACUGAAGAGAGGCAGAGAGUCCUCCUGGAAGCUCGGAAAAAUGUUCGCGGGGCAGAUGGGCGGCCGACACAGCUGCCUAAUGAGAUUAACGCUGCUUUUCCCUUAGAAAGACCAGAUUGGGAUUUCACCACUGUGGAAGGUAGGAACCACCUAAUCCUUUAUCGCCAGUUGCUUAUAGCGGGUCUCCAUGGGGCAGCUAGGCGCCCCACAAAUUUGGCUCAGGUAAAACAGGUUAUUCAGAGAUCUGAGGAAACUCCUUCUGCCUUCCUAGAGAGACUAAAAGAGGCUUAUCGAAUAUACACUCCCUAUGAUCCUGAAGAUCCAGGGCAGGCAACUAACGUUUCUAUGUCUUUCAUUUGGCAAUCUGCCCCGGAUAUUAGAAAGAAACUGGAAAGGUUGGAGAACUUAAGGGAAAGUUCCCUACAGGAUCUACUUAAGGAGGCGGAAAAGAUAUUUAAUAAGAGAGAGACAAGGGAGGAAAGAGAUGAAAGGCUAAAGAGAGAGGCGGAAGAACGUGAUCGAAAGAAGAGUAAGGACCUUAGUAGACUCAUGGCCACCUUAGUGACAGGACAGAGACAGGAUAGACAGGAGGGAGAGCGAAGAGGACCCCCCCGAGUGGAAAAAGACCAAUGUGCCUAUUGCAAAGAAAGAGGACACUGGGCAAAAGACUGCCCGAAGAACCCUCGGGGGUCUCGGUCUCGACCCAAAACAUCUCUCUUGACCCUGGACGAUUAGGGAGGUCGGGGUCAGGAACCCCCCCCUGAACCCAGGAUAACUCUAGACGUAGGGGGGCAGCCGGUCACCUUCCUAGUUGAUACAGGAGCCCAACAUUCCGUCCUGAACCAUAACCCAGGACCCCUCAGUGACAAGUCGGCAUGGGUCCAGGGAGCCACCGGAGGACGGCGGUAUCGAUGGACUACUGAUCGAAAAGUCCAAUUGGCUACCGGUAAGGUGACUCAUUCUUUUCUACAUGUUCCUGACUGUCCAUACCCCCUAUUGGGGAGAGAUUUGCUCCAAAAAUUGAAAGCCCAAAUUCAUUUUGAGGAAUCUGGGGUACGUGUAGCCGGCCCCAAAAAUCAACCUUUACAUGUGUUAACUUUGAGUCUGGAAGAAGAAUACAGGCUAUAUGAAAAUAACAAAAGGAAGGAACUCUCCCUUGACCCAGAAUGGAUAAAUGAUUUCCCUCAAGCAUGGGCAGAAACAGGAGGCAUGGGAUUGGCCAGACGACAGGCUCCACUGGUUAUAGCUUUAAAAGCCAAUACCACACCUGUCUCAAUUAAGCAGUACCCAAUGUCGCAGGAAGCAAGAACAGGAAUUAAACCUCACAUAAAGAGGCUCCUGGAUCAGGGGAUCUUAAAACCUUGCCAGUCCCCAUGGAACACCCCCUUACUCCCCGUCAAAAAGCCAGGGACAGGAGACUACAGACCGGUCCAAGACUUACGAGAAGUUAACAAGCGGGUAGAAGAUAUACAUCCCACAGUGCCCAACCCAUACAACUUGUUAAGCGGACUGUCACCAGCCUAUUGUUGGUAUACAGUUUUGGACUUGAAGGAUGCCUUCUUUUGCCUAAGGCUCCACCCAGAUAGCCAGCCUAUUUUUGCCUUUGAAUGGAAGGAUCCUGAAUUGGGAAUUUCAGGGCAAUUGACUUGGACUAGACUCCCCCAGGGGUUUAAGAAUAGCCCUACCCUAUUCGAUGAGGCUUUACAUCGAGACCUGGCAGAUUUUCGGGUCCAGCAUCCAGCCUUGAUGCUACUCCAGUAUGUCGAUGAUUUGUUGCUGGCCGCGACAUCCGAACAGGAAUGUAGGGAAGGAACCAGAGACUUGCUACAGGCCCUUGAGACCCUAGGGUAUCGAGCCUCCGCUAAAAAGGCCCAAAUUUGCCAACAACAGGUGACCUACCUGGGCUAUUUAAUCAAAAAGGGAGAAAGGUGGCUGACGGACGCAAGAAAAGAGACAGUCAUGAACAUACCCGAGCCCCAGAACCCCCGACAGCUAAGGGAAUUUUUGGGAACAGCCGGGUUUUGCAGACUGUGGAUACCAGGCUUUGCUGAAAUGGCCAGCCCCCUGUACCCACUCACCAAACAGGGUACAAUGUUUGCCUGGGGAGAAGAACAACAGAAGGCUUUCCAAAACAUUAAAAAGGCUCUCUUAACAGCUCCAGCCCUAGGACUCCCAGACUUGACUAAGCCCUUCGAUUUGUAUGUAGCAGAAAAUAAAGGACAUGCGAAGGGAGUAUUAACUCAAAGAUUGGGGCCUUGGAGACGGCCGGUGGCCUACCUCUCCAAGAAAUUGGACCCGGUAGCCACAGGGUGGCCACCCUGUCUCAGGAUGGUGGCCGCCAUUGCCGUCUUGGUUAAAGACGCCAGCAAGUUAACUUUUGGGCAAUCCCUGACUAUUCUGGCCCCGCACGCGGUAGAGGCAUUAAUCAGGCAGCCGCCAGAUCGUUGGCUGUCCAAUGCCCGCAUGACUCAUUACCAAACUAUGCUCCUGGACACAGAUCGGGUCCGGUUUGGGCCCGUCACGGCCAUCAAUCCUGCCACGUUGCUUCCAUCGACGGAUGAGAAAGCGGCUCCCCACGAUUGUCUUGAGAUUUUAGCAGAAGUGCACGGGACCCGCUCCGACCUGACUGACCAACCACUCCAGGAUGCUGACUUUACCUGGUAUACUGAUGGGAGCAGCCUGGUGCUGAAUGGGGAACGGAAGGCGGGAGCAGCCAUAACCACGGAAACUGAGGUAAUCUGGGCAAGGACCCUCCCACCAGGGACUUCAGCACAGAGGGCAGAGCUGAUCGCCCUCACCCAGGCACUUAAAAUGGCAUGUGGAAAAAGACUCAAUGUAUACACAGAUAGCCGAUAUGCCUUUGCCACUGCCCAUAUUCACGGGGAGAUAUACAGUCGACGAGGGCUAUUGACUUCUGAAGGAAAGGAAGUUAAGAACAAAAAGGAAAUUUUGGCCCUGUUGCACGCAUUAUUCUUACCCCGUAAGCUCAGCAUCAUGCACUGCCCGGGACACCAAAAGGGAGACAGUCCUAUUGCCCGGGGCAACAGGAUGGCUGACGAGACAGCUCGAAGGGCAGCUGUGAUCUCGGUCCCUCCAUACCCAGUCUCCAACAAAGAGACGCGGGCGCAGUGGCUCGAAUGGCAGAGUGCUAGCAUUGAACCCGAAGGCCAGACAAAACCUAUAGCAAUGUGCCUUCAGUCUAAUGCAGGCCAGAAAGGAGCAGACUUAGGACCAUUUGAAUACCCUAAAAAAGAUGAAGAGCUCCUAACAAACCUAGGGGCCCAAAAAGACGACAAAAGAAAAAUAUGGAUCCUUGACAAUAAGACUGUAUUACCCAGGAAUUUCGCCCAGCAAGUGAUUGAACAAGUACACCAGCUAACACACUUAAGCCCCAGAAAGAUAAAAGCCCUCCUUGAUCGAGACGAAAGAUUUGUUUAUUUUUUGGGCAAGGAAGACAUCUUGCAAAGAAUAUAUGACAGGUGCCGUGCAUGUGCCAUGGUAAAUGCUGGGAAGAUAAAAUCGGGAUUAGGAAAUGUCCGAAUGAGAGGGCAUCGCCCUGGAGUCCAUUGGGAAGUUGACUUUACUGAAAUCAAACCUGGGCUUUACGGAUAUCAGUAUUUGCUGGUGUUUGUCGAUACUUUUUCCGGUUGGGUGGAAGCCUUCCCCACAAAGCAAGAAACUGCCAAAGUAGUCAGCAAGACUACUGGAAGAAAUUUUUCCCAGGUAUGGCAUGCCUAAAUUUCUGGGGUCGGACAAUGGGCCAGCCUUCGUCUCCCAGGUAAACCAGCAGGUGGCCAUGUUACUGGGGAUUAAUUGGAAAUUGCAUUGUUCGUAUAGACCCCAGAGUUCAGGGCAGGUAGAAAGAAUGAAUAGAACUAUUAAGGAGACUUUGACUAAAUUAACGCUCGCAGCUGGCUCAAAGGACUGGGUACUCCUACUCCCUCUUGCCCUUUACCGGGCUCGAAAUACCCCUGGACCCCACGGACUUACCCCCUUUGAGAUUCUCUACGGAGCACCCCCUCCCUGUGUUAGUUUUUAUAGUUCUGAUAUCUCCACUUUUGCUAACAGCCAAAAUCUUCAAGCCCACUU